This is a messenger RNA of Pygocentrus nattereri (red-bellied piranha), 10305 nucleotides long. It is a transcript of the gene cplane1, whose product is annotated as ciliogenesis and planar polarity effector 1. Bases 368 to 9940 code for a protein of 3190 amino acids. Gene Ontology annotation, molecular function: protein binding. Gene Ontology annotation, biological process: cilium assembly. Lineage: Eukaryota; Metazoa; Chordata; Actinopteri; Characiformes; Serrasalmidae. The record is from RefSeq and is a predicted model, not a curated record. The transcript is spliced from 54 exons. Gene Ontology annotation, cellular component: ciliary transition zone.
GGAAGCGGAGCGAGUUUCCGAAAAAGAGCGCCUGUGGACUGUAAACAAACGGGAACUAGCUACCUUAAAUGUGCUGUAUGAUGAUGGAGUUACAGUAAGAAUAUAUUAGACAUGGAAAUUAAACCAGUGCUGCAUACGUGUUGCAGGUUUGACCGUUUACUUCUUCGUUUGAGGUACUAACUGACCAGCUAGCGUUAGCUAAAUAGCUAAAACCGCUAACGGUCCUUAUUGCCGAAAGAUGUUUCUAAGACACGACUUGCUGUUCGGCUCCGAUGAUUUGCUCAGCAUGACCUCAGUCAGAACAUGGAUGGCACUGAUUUGAAAACCCAAGAAAGAGAGUUAGGACGGCCUCUCAGGCUCUGCAGAUAUGGAGAUAAAGUUCGAGGUCCUUCUCUCGUCCAGCAUCAAACGGAAAAAGCCAUGGCCGAAAUUCUGCUGGCUCGGCAAGGAGAGGGAAGGUGUCUUUCUGUUGGAUGACACCCGGAUCAGUGAGAUCAAUCUAGUAUCAGGGCAGACCAAAAAGAAGACCCCAAAACUUCAGCCUUUGUUGCCAAGAGUGCUGACCAUGUGCGGGUCGCAGAAUGGUAUGUGGCUGGCUGGAAUAUUAGUCUCUGGAGAGCUUUUUCUGUGGAACCGAGACAAAGACUCCCUAAAGAUGGUCACAGCCGUGUCUGCAGUAAAUGAGCUGGCCUCUACUGGUAAAGCGACUUCACCGCGCCCCACUCUACUGGUGUCGGGAGAUGGACAGAGGGUUCUCCUGGUCACUGUCACUGGCCUAGUUUUCCUCUGGGAAUGCAUGGUGCCUCAGGAUCUGAGCAGCCUGCGUGACGGCAUCAUCAAGGGCCGCUGGAGUCAGAUAGCAUCAUCAGAAAAUGCCCAGCUGCCCUCUUCUAAAGACAAGGAGGCAUCUGUUCACUCUGUGUUUGUCCAGAGCCAGGCUGUGGGUGAUGUUUGCCUGAGUGCCUUUGUCUUCACCAGUGGAGAGGAGCUGAUUGUCACUUUCCUGAAGAUUCAGUGGGAACAGACGUGGGAGAGGAAACUCAGUUUGGAAGGUUACAGUGUACGGUGGGCCACCAAGACCUAUCCACUCAACCACCUUGUCCCUGCAUGUCGACCUGUAAAGUCAAGAGGAGCACUGGUGCCAGCUUUCUCACCUGAUGGACAACUGUUGGCAAUAAUCCUUAACCAGAAAGAUCCAAGGGCUACUCAGGUAUUGUACAUAAGCGUCCAGAACUUUGUGACCAUAUCCAGCUCACUAGGUGGAUGUGGCAGUAAGAAGCUCAACAUCCCAUCAAAAUAUGUGAGGUCAUAUUGGGUGGGCUGUGUAAGCUGGAGUCCAGGAGGGCUCUAUCUUGGCUGUGUGUUGAAGAGAGGCUCUCUCCUCUUGCUGGCACGCUUGGGUGGUCUGGUCUCUCUUUCCACCACAGGGUGUGACAUUGAGUUCGGCCCGGCACACUUCCUGCCUCUUCACCCGCUGAUCACUUACAGACCUCCAGUGCCUUUGCAGCCCCCAGAUGAUACCAUCUCCAGCUCCAGUGUGUCUCUCCGUGACCCAAUGAGACAGCGGUACUCUGUAACUUGGCACCCACGGCUGCCUUGCCUCCUAGUUUCAGAUGGCUACAUGGUGACCAUGCUGAAAAUGCCCAGCCAGCCCUCGUCUGCUUCGCUGAUGAGCAGUCUCCUUCUGGACACAGCCCAGGGGCUGGAGAGAGUGCGCAAGGUCCUGGGGUCAGAGCAGCCCCAGGUUAGGUCCAGACUGGAGUCCAUGUCCACUCUGAAGUUCACAGCUAGUCUGUUGGCACUGAAAGAGAAAGCUUCGUCUGUAUCAACUCUACCUCUAUUUCUCCAAGACGCAGGAGGCUUGAAACUGACGAUUGAGAAAGCACAGGUUGAGGAUGAUGACGAAGACUCUGAUGUAGGCCAGUACACGCGCUCAGUUAUGGAGGACGGUGGGCGACUAGAAUUCGCCUCGAUGUUUGACACCCUUCAUGCUCAGCCGCUUGCUGACCCAGAAGACUUAGAGCAAGGCUCCUCGGCUCUUCUGGAGGAACUAGCCGUGGUGCGCCAAAACCUGCUGACGGCCUGGGCUCUCGGAGUGUCCCAUGGUGGGACCAUGGACCAGAGAGAGCGUUUGCUGAGAUAUGCUGUUUCCUGCGUCAUUCGUUUGGCCCGUGUGCUCAGGAUCGCUCUCCCAGUGGUGCAGCCAUAUAGGGAGGAUAGAGGAACCUGGACCUCGCAUGUAUUUGACCUCCUCAAGUCUCUGCUCUGCUUCCUACCAUGGGACUCCCCUCAUAAGGGAAGCCGUAGCUGCUUAAGGAUUGUGGUGGACCUCAUUCAACGUUUUGCACAUUUUUUUCUCCCUUCAUCCGUGUCCAACGUUCGCUCCUCUAAGAACUUCACAGCAGCUCUUGUUAUUCUCCAGGAGGCGUCUAAGAGUCUGGAUCAAACAUAUACUUUGCCUCAGAAGACGGUGCAUCAGGACCAGGAUGAUUGUUCCCCCUGUCCUUCAGACAUGUUCUUUGUCCCACUAUUACAAGAAAGUGAAGAGGCUGAAGCUGUGACGUCACAGCUACCACUGCUGAACAGACCCUCAAACAGAUUGGUAACUAUAUGGAGGGAAUUGUACAAGCAGGCCUUGCAAUAUCAGGCAGAGUUAUACAAUCAAAGAAACCCGGCAAGCCAGAGCAAGGAACUAGAGAACAUAUCAGAUAUCCUUUCUCAAAUCCAGGAAGCUCUACAAAGAGCCGGAGAUCAUCUUGAGGAAAGCCCUGCCCUGCAUAACAUAACAGGAGAACAGCACUUCAUUUUAGGUGAAUACAGUGAAUGUGUCCAGGCAUGGCGAGUCCAGCUGUGGGCAGAAAGAGAAACGGUUGGCCCACGGACGUGUUUUCUUGAGACACGCUACUGCCUGGCUCUUCUGUUUGGCCAGCUGUUCCAGUAUCGGCUAAGGGAGGCCCAGACCAUGUGUGACUCCCUUGCCAGGCGGUUACAGUCACAAAGUGGCCAAGUGAUAGAGGAUGACCAGGAAAACUGUGAUGAGACGGACUUUGGGGGCUGGCUUCCGCAGUGGGUGAACAGCGAAGCUGCCUGUGCAGUGGUGCAGUCUCUGGGCAGGUUUAUGGCCUCCUACUUUACCAACCAGCCGCUUGCCAUCUUUCCACCACACAGUGUGGACAUCCUGCCUCCUCUACACCUGCCUCCAUUGUCAGGCUGGCGCAUGGUGGUGCUGUCUCAGAGUAGGGUGGCGGGUGCAGUGCGAUCACAGCACCUGUCGGAGGUGUGGACAGUGGACUAUGCUCUGGAGCUCCUCCUGCUGGGUGGGCUGAUGCCUGAAGCUGUGUGGCUGGCUCAGAGGCUGGGUGACUGGAAGACUGCUGCAUCCCUUAGCCUGGCCUACACCACCUACUGCAGGCAGCACUAUGACUUUAGCAGGCUGAAAUGGAAAGAGCUGCACAUCCCUGCAGAACUGCAGCCAGGCAGCAUCUUUCAGACUCAGCUAGAGUCAUUAAUGGGCUGCAUGACUGGGUUUGAUGGAAGUGGCCAGGCUUUGAAAACAGAUACAGUGGAAGUAGAAGACAUGGAGUUACUACAGGCCUCAGUGCAGGAGAUCCUGAAGGCUUCAGUCAUGGCUGAUGUGGAUGUUGUCUCUCAGCCCCUCACCCAACUGCUGGAUUCAGCCAAAGAGCAUGCUUCCUCACUCGCCAUGCUUGUGCCUCCUGCAUUCUACCUACCGGCACCUCCUCUGUACUGUCCACAGCCUGCUCCUAACACACAGGACUCAGUUGAAGGUGGGGUGCUGGCCCUGGAGAGAGAGUUGCGCUGCCAUGUUGCUGGAGUGUUGCAGCGAGUGCUGCUGCUGUUCAGAGCUGCCCACUGCUCCCGGCCUGCUGCCCAGUGGUACAUAAGCAGCCUGCGCCGCUGCCGCCAGAUCUUCUGCAAGGUCAGAAAAGACAGUGUUGAAUCUAAAGAUGGUAGCUUGCCGGAGGGCUUGAAGAAGUUCACUAAUCGCCAUGGGUUUUUCCGCCUGGGGCACAGUGGCCAUGGAGACAUGGACAGCGUUACUAAACAGACCAUAGUGUGCUUCAGGGAGUUGUGUGGGCUGUGCUGGAUGCUAAAUGUUCGUGACAAGCUCACUGUUUCCUGUAGAAAGUAUCAGACUGCUAGGACCAAGUCUCAAGACUCUGAGUUAACAGAUGUUAGUGUGUCCGAGCUGUGUGAAGAGGCCCUACACUGGGUCUGCCGCCUGCUGCCCUUUUCCCGCUUCCUCGGUGCUGAAGAGAUACUGCAGGACUUGGCCCUCAGCCUUGUGGCCGAACUGCCUCCUAUUCCAAUGGUGGCAGAAACACUGGUCAGGAUAUUUCCAGAUGAGGAGGAGUCUGUCCGGGUACCUCUGCGGGACAAGUACAGCUCACUGAUGCAAAGAUUAAGACCCUGCACUGUGCAGACCUCAAAACAAGCCACGCAGCUUAGUGGUGGUGAGGAGGAAGAGGAGCGAGAGACAAUGAUGCUGCUGAUACAGGAUCAGCGGAGGCAGCGCUGCCGAGAGGAGCGGCAUUUGGCUAAGAUUCUGGCUCCACUGGAGCAGCAUCUCUGGGAGAGAGAUGAAGAAGAGGAGCGGGGAGGAGCCGCUACGAUAUUAAGCCGAUUCUCUCUGGGCACUAGCUUGAGUAACAGCACGCUGACAGACUGUGAGCGACUCCUAGUGGGCAGUGAGGUGGACACUGCUGAUACUUUGUCAGAGCCUCUUUCUCCAGACCUGCAGGCCAGAUCACCUUAUAGCUCCAAGUCAUCCAAAGCUCAGGACAGCCCUGAACGAUUAAAAAUUAAGAGAAAAGAAGACCGAAGCUCCAAGUCUGUGACCAAGGGACGAGUCCAGGUGUCAGUUACCGAACAAGGAGGUGACAAAGAUCACUCCUUACCAGUUGUGGGAACGUGGUUGUUUGAACUUGACGAUGAGGAGUACCUUCGCUUUUUGGAGCUUUUCUUCAGCUAUGUAUUGGAGAAGGACAGCCUAGACUCAGAGGAGUCAGAGCUGCCUCUGCUGAGCAGCUUUUCAUCACAGCUGCAUGAUCGAGAGCUUCACUCUGACACCUUCGACUUGUUGACUGCGCUCAAACGUCGCAAAGCUGGCCGAAAACGAGAUGUGUUGCUCCCCGUGUUCUGCGCUGGCCACUGCUUUCAAACACUUCCGGAAACUCCUGAGCCACCCCCCUCCAUCGGUCUCGCUCCAUCUAUACUCAGUGAGACCCGCACAACUCGGACCAGCAUGGCUGUUCAGCCUCCCCCUGGGAAACAGCCAGGUUUAUUUAGCCGUUGCCAGAGUGGUAGCCAAGCCCAUAGUGAGGCACCACUCAGGGGGUCUGUUGUCAGUGCAGAAAUGAGCUCUGUCCAGAACUCGUUCCCAUGGACUCCACAAAUAGAGCGCUGGUCCGUUAAGACUAUAUCCCACCCUGAUGUGGACCAUCAGCUGGAGCUGGACUCCAAAAUGGAAGUUCAGUUUCCCAAGCUGGGCAGGCUGCUGGAAUGGAUGCUCCGCUGGGCAGACAGAAGCAUCCUGGUCACUCAGCCCAGCAGAAAGAAGCCAGAGGGUGCAGGCGAGCCUGUGGUCAUCAGGGCCAAAGCCUCAGCUCCUGCGGUGCUCUUCGCUCUUGGGCUGUUGGAGCAGAGGUUUAGUGCUGCCCUCCUGGGAGUUGACAAGCACUGCGCCCAGCUUAAAGUUCCUGAGAUGGAGUUAACUGUGGCUCCUGUCCUUCAGCCCGACUUUGGCUGGAAGAGGGAGAGAGAGCGCAGCGUGGACACUGGCUACACUGCCUCAGGAGGGACCCCUAUCACCCUGCCUGAUCUGGACCAUCAGCAGGGACACAGCUCUAGGAUGUGUGAGUCUGUGGAGGUUCAGGAAGACAAAAGCAUCUCUCACUUGUCUGAGCAUGAGGACAUAACCUCUGAUUCUGAGAUGAAAACAGAGGACAAUAGAAGAACGAGUGAACUGCUCCCAGUGUCUGAAUCGCAAGAUUACAGCAGUAUUGUGGAGACCUUGGAAGGGUCUUUCUAUGGGCCAAACGUUUCUGUUCAAAUCAAUACCCAGAGCAGAACACAGAGCACUCACAGAGAGCAGCCUUUGACACUGGCAGAUUUGGAAUGCCCAGAGACGACUGAAGACUCAUCUGAAUCUCACUCUGAGGGAGGUGGCAUACGACACAGCACACCUGUAGAACCUGGAAAGAAAACAGCAUCCAGACCUAUACAUGAGCUUCCAAAACCAGCAUCUCUUCAGAAGACUGACCGGAAAUAUCUCCCAGUGUCAGACCCUCCAAUUGCACCUGGAACUUCAAGCCAUCCUCCCAGUAGAGCGUUGCCCCAGAAUGGAGCAGACACACACCCAGAUCCAGUCAGACAGCUUCUCCAGGAUGAGCUUUUCAGAUUAGUGCAAUUGCAGCAGAUCAACUUCAUGAGUCUUAUGCAAGUUGUGGGAGCUUCCUUUGCAAACCUGCCCCUUUCCCAAGCCAACCCAUUGCUGGCACAGCUCAGCGUGCCUCCUUCCCAGGCCACUGCACCUGUGCAAGCUCAGGCCCAAGCCAGCGCGCCCACUGUGGCACAGUUUGCAGAUUUUCCUCAAAACAUAAUCACUCAAACUCAAAAUGUAAGACAAGAGAAUGCAGAUAAGCAGCUCCCUGCUUCUGAGUCAGGAAACAGGAAAAGCAGAGCUGCUGACCAGCAGCCGUCCAGCGUGGAAGCAGAACCUGUACUGAGUCCUUGUGAAGAAAGAAGUAGUCCAAUUGAUUCAGGACUCAACAUUCAGGAAAUCCAACAGCUGACCAUUCGUUCAGAUUGGUCUAGAGGUGACCAGACAGCAAGAAGAACUUUUAUUUCUCCAUCUCAAGGGCUUCUCGCCACUGUGGAGAAUCAAGCACCCCCAACAGUGCUUUCCAAUGGCAGGGCUAAUGAACAUCCUGUCUUUAAGAUGACCACCCCUGUAAUGCAGGGGCUGAAGCUUCUGCAGUUGCCCCCUCCUCAAUCAGCUCUGCUUUGUCCCCCUCCUCCUGUCGCAGUGAGAGAGGCCUGGGGCCCCCAGCCCCUUCAUCUCAACCUCAAUCAGUAUGAGUCCAGGGUGAGUCAAGAGACUCACUCUGGACUCAAGAGAGCAGAGGAGGACAGUAGGAGGUGUGCUGUAUCCACAGCACCACCACGCAUAAACCUUCACCAGUACCCCAAACAAGCUCAACUACGCUUCUCGGAAGGAAGAUCUGUGAGGGAGACGGAAAGAGAAGCCAUUCGCCUGCCUCCUGCACCUCAGCCAGGGCUCCCACUCCUGCGCUUUCCUCCUGCCACCCAGACUCAACACAUCCAGCUGCCUCACGUCCCUUUCUCUGCUCCAGUGAAGCAGGCCACAUUGGGCCCUGCAGCAGUGGGUCACUACCCGAGACUUCACCUGCUGCGUGCUGAGCCUGACCCACCAAGUGCAUACAGUGCACCUCCUGUUCGUACACCUCCUCGUCUUAUCCCACUGGAGGAGCUGAUGAGCUGGGCUGCAGGAAGGAGACAAUUAACUGAUUCCAAGCUCCAGCUUCUCAGGGCAGCCCAAGUUACACAGAGAAAAAGUAAAGACACCCCCUCCAGCAAGAGGCUCAAAAGAAGAGAAGCGAAAAAAAGGGAGAAUAAAAGAGAAGAAAAACCAGUAGUGUCAUUUAGACCAGAGGAUUCUAUAAUCCCUCCAUCACAGGUGGAGGAAGAAGAAACUACUCCAGAUGGUGGAUAUGCCAUUCCUUUAGGUUCCUUCGACUCAAUGCUGUCUGGUCAAAGACUGCUAGAUGAGGCCUAUUCCACUUCAGCAGAGCUUCAUGCUUUUGCCGCCACACAGAAACGGCCCCCUGAAAUCCAAGAUGCUUGCACCAACACUGACCCUGCCUCACCUCACACCGUCACUGAUAAAGCUGUUUCGGCCCAGCUUCCUGCAUCUCCUGGCUCUGCAUCUACACGAGGCACACAUGUUGUUGUGACCCCAGUUGUUCCACCUGAUGUGUUCCUCAACCUGCGCUUUCCUAGGGAAGUGUCUCAUGAGCUGCCAGAGGGCUCUGACCCUGCAGCGAGCAACGUAAAUAUGAACAUGGAUGGCCGGAGGUUUAUCAAUGUGAUUGAUCUGGAGGAUGGCAGUCUGCUGCAGGACCUGCUCCCUUCCCAGACCCCUGCCCAGACCACAUCCUCAUCUCCACCUACAGCCGCACAGCUUCACCUUCUAGCAGCUUCUGUGACCAAUUCUGCCCCAACCAAAGCAGAGAUCCUUACAGAAGAGCAGACAGAUGAACUCCCUGGUCUCUCAGCAAAUUUCUCUCCUCUUACUGCUGUGAGUGCUGCAUCAGAACCCACUGGAGAUCCAGUCACUGUCAGGGUAUUGAUGGAUUUAAGGGCUCCUGAAAAGCCUGAAAAUACAGAACGACCAGUGGACCGAGCCCUUCUGUCCCGCAGCCAAGUCUCAGUUCGUCUUGCUGAGAUGGAUGCCCAGCUGGCUGCGCUGCAGAGCAUAGCUGACCACAUGGAUCAAGAGUUUGCCAAUACCAGGCUGUUGGUGAAUACUAUAGAGACCCUGGUCCCUGCAGUGAUGCCCAGUGAGGAGGACGAGCCAUAUUCUAGAACUCUUAAAGUUACAAAGGAAGCGAAGAAUGUCCGAUACAUGGGACGCCAUGUUGGGCAAGCACACAGGGAAGAAAAGCCGAAGGAUGGAGGGUUUUUAUCCUCUGCACCACGUGACAAUGUUCCUCUUGGACUGAGGGGGCGCUCCACUGUCCAUCCUGUUGUAGCAUCUACACAGAGCUUUGUAAAUCAAGUCAGCACCUCUCCUACAGUCGUUUCAGUGAAACCGGAGCAGCCUCCGUGGAAUGACAGCCAAGAAUUGGUUGAAUCGUUGUUGGAGAAUUCGAACAUACCGGCUGAUAAAACCUUGGGUCUGAGUGGACUGAGUGAUGUUGCGGACAUAUUGGGAGAUUUAGUGAAGGAGGGGGCCCUUUCGCCCUCAGCACUGCACCUCUCUCCUUCGGUGACCAGGCAGAGCAGGCUGGAGGAGCAGCAGAAGAGAUCUAUGAUAGAUGAGGAGAGAAAAGAGCUGAGAUCCUGGAUGAGGAAGAAGCAGCGUGAGAGACUGGUGGAGUACCGUAAACAGAGGGAGGAGAAGAGAGAAAUGGAGCGCAAGCCUUUCACUCCCCCGGUCUCAGUGAAUCCAUCCUCCAGAGACUUGGCAAUCAACAAGAAAAUCAAAGAGGAGAGAGACAAGCAGGUUCUGCUGGAGCACCACUCCCAGAGGGCCCGUGAAGCCUGCAGUCUCAUCACAGACCUGCUCACUGCUCCCCUCAGCCUCCCCACUGCCUCCAGCAGCACCACCGUGACCCAGGUGCAAGACUCCAGGCUCAGUUUGAGCCGGUCUACAAGGAAGAAUAAGAAAAGCCCCCCAACCCGAAGAGGACGAGCGCGUUCUGCCUCAGCGCUUGGGAGGACUGUAGUGCUUCAGAGAAGAAGUGCAUCAGGACCACCUGGAACCCUUAGCAGCAGACUUGGACUCCAUAGACCAGCAAGCGCACUUCCUGGUGACCGGCUUUCCCAGGUUACACGGCGGGGCAUGCUGACCGACACGAGAGGUCGACCAAGACUGAAGAUAACAGCUCCACGGCCCCAAACAAGGCUGAACGAGUCUCCAGCCGCACAGCAGACUCUGAGACAGCGAGAGUCCUAUCAGGUGGGGGACACAGAUGAACGAGAUGUGGUGAGUCCUUGGGACACACCCCUCAAGAUUCGCAGGAUUCUUGGACUUGAGGACCAUGAUGUAGAGCAGGACCAGGUGGAGUAUGAUCAGGACAGACUAGAGACCCUUUCGGAGAGCACCGGCAGCAUGCUGAGUAAACUAGACUGGGCGGCCAUUGAGAGGAUAGUGGCUGAAGAAGAAGAGGUCUGACUGAAGAAAGGGAGGAGUGCUGAAAGUCUGGACAGACAUGACUUGAGUAUAUGGCUUUUACUUGUGUCCAUCAGUGUUGCUCUUGACUGUGUGUUUCGUUAUUGCCUGGUUUAUGACUGAAUAUUUAAUCCAAAUUGUAUAGUACAUCUGAGUAGCUCUGUACAGGUUAAGCAUAUUUAGAUCUAGUUCUAUUCAGGUUUUGUAUUGAAUAAACAUAUUUAAUUACUGGUACUGCAUUGCUUAAUUAUUUUCACCUAAUUUACAGCAUUAAUAUCCGAUUUUUCACAUAAAGUGGCAGAAAAAUGAAAUCAAAACGGAAAAGUUGUUGGUGUAAAUUGUAUUGUCUGUUAUUUGCUAUUCGUAAU